Equus caballus (horse) is the source of this 7511-nucleotide messenger RNA. It is a transcript of the gene KCTD16, whose product is annotated as potassium channel tetramerization domain containing 16. Gene Ontology annotation, biological process: regulation of G protein-coupled receptor signaling pathway; protein homooligomerization. The record is from RefSeq and is a predicted model, not a curated record. NCBI's taxonomy places the organism in Eukaryota, Metazoa, Chordata, Mammalia, Perissodactyla, Equidae. Gene Ontology annotation, molecular function: protein binding. Gene Ontology annotation, cellular component: signaling receptor complex; postsynaptic membrane; presynaptic membrane.
AGCUUUGGUUGAAUAUUUUUCUCUGUUUUGCUUCUUCAACCCAGCCACGUCUCAUCGCGGUUUAACUUUUUGGUGACUUGUUUUAACUUGAGAUUGGGAGUGAAUACAUACAUACAUACAUACAUACAUACAAAUAUACAUUUAUAUAAAUAUUUACAUAUAUAUAUAUAACAUUAUUUUCUAAGAGCACAUCUCUGGCACUUUUCAUUGAUACCUCUGUCCUUUACCUCUUUGGGAUUUGACAAGCUCCAGACUCAGGGUGGCUGUGGAUUCUGACUGCUUUGCAAAUGGGCAUUUCUUCCCCAGAACUGGGUUUCCAGCACCCACUAAGACAGACCUCUGAGUGACUGGAGCCCUGGCCUGCCUUGCCUCCCGAGCUUGGGGAAGAUGGGACGGAGAUGAGUGGAUUAUAUUCCAUGAAGUAAUAGCUCACCACCAGUCAGGGUUUAAACUACUUUUGCAGCAUCACCUCACCUGUGGACUUUUCUAAAUUCUGCUUUCUUGGGGAAAAAACUAGCCUAAGAGGAGGUCGUUUUUAACAAGUUAGCAUUCUUCUCCCUCCAUUACAAGUUGAUGCAAAAUAUAAGGCUGUGACUCCGUUGGAUUGCACCUUCAGAUCAAAAUAGGAGGAGGAGAAGAAGAAAGGGACAAUGGCUCUGAGUGGAAACUGUAGUCGUUACUAUCCUCGAGAACAAGGGGCUGCAGUUCCCAACUCCUUCCCUGAGGUCGUGGAGCUGAAUGUGGGGGGUCAAGUUUAUUUUACUCGCCAUUCCACGUUAAUAAGCAUCCCUCAUUCCCUCCUGUGGAAAAUGUUUUCCCCAAAGAGAGACACAGCUAAUGAUCUAGCCAAGGACUCUAAGGGAAGGUUUUUCAUUGACAGAGAUGGAUUCUUGUUCCGUUAUAUUCUGGACUAUCUCAGGGACAGGCAGGUGGUCCUGCCUGAUCACUUUCCAGAAAGGGGAAGACUGAAAAGGGAAGCUGAGUACUUCCAGCUCCCAGACUUGGUCAAACUCCUGACCCCCGAGGAAAUCAAGCAAAGCCCGGAUGAAUUCUGCCAUAGUGACUUCGAAGAUGCCUCCCAAGGAAGCGACACGAGAAUCUGCCCCCCUUCCUCACUGCUCCCUGCCGAUCGCAAGUGGGGUUUCAUUACUGUGGGUUACAGGGGGUCCUGCACCAUGGGCAGAGAGGGGCAGACAGAUGCCAAGUUUCGGAGAGUUCCCCGGAUUUUGGUUUGUGGAAGGAUUUCCUUGGCAAAGGAGGUCUUUGGAGAAACUUUGAAUGAGAGCAGAGACCCUGACCGAGCCCCAGAAAGAUACACCUCCAGAUUUUAUCUCAAAUUCAAGCAUCUGGAAAGGGCUUUUGAUAUGUUAUCAGAGUGUGGAUUCCACAUGGUGGCCUGUAACUCCUCCGUGACAGCAUCUUUCCUUAACCAAUACACAGAUGACAAGAUCUGGUCAAGCUACACUGAAUACGUCUUCUACCGUGAGCCUUCUAGGUGGUCCUCCUCGCACUGUGAUUGCUGCUGCAAGAACGGCAAGGGCGACAAAGAAGGGGAGAGCGGCACGUCUUGCAACGACCUCUCCACCUCCAGCUGCGACAGCCAGUCUGAGGCCAGUUCUCCCCAGGAGACGGUCAUCUGUGGGCCCGUGACACGCCAGACCAACAUCCAGACUCUGGACCGUCCCAUCAAGAAGGGCCCCGUCCAGCUGAUCCAACAGUCAGAGAUGCGGCGGAAAAGCGAUCUGCUCCGGACUCUGACUUCAGGCUCCAGGGAGUCGAACAUGAGCAGCAAAAAAAAGGCUGUUAAGGAAAAGCUCUCCGUUGAGGAAGAGCUGGAGAAAUGCAUCCAGGAUUUCCUAAAGAUCAAAAUUCCAGAUCGGUUUCCGGAGAGGAAACAUCCUUGGCAAUCUGAACUCUUACGGAAGUAUCAUCUAUAGGGGAGGGCUCAGGGGUGGGAGAAGAAACAAAUCAUGUCACCAUUUUGAAAGAAACCUUCUAAAAGAAAUUCAUAUUUGAAAAGAAAAAUAACUAACAAUACCUGUUUGUUAGACCAUAAUAGCCCAUUGAUAUACUACUGCCUAUUUACCUAGUUCACCUUAACAUCUAAAUCCACAGGGUAGAUUUCUUUCCAGAUGUGGAAGUAUAAGAAAAUCUUUUUUUGGUUAUUUGUUUGUUUGUUUGUUAACUUGGUCCCAUGUGCUGAAUAUCUUAUAUAAUGAGAGCUGGCUACAUAAGAGUAGCUGAGAGGCCUUGGGAGUCAUUGAUCUCAAACUGGGUUUUUCUCUCAUCUUCUACCUCGUUCCUUUGAACGAGAAGAUGGUAGAAAGAGAUCUGGCCCAAUGACAUAUGUUUGGAUUUUUAAAAUUUUCCUUUUCCUUUUAUUUAUGGGGUAAGGGGGAAAAUGGCAGAUUUAUAUGACUUUUCACUCAAAUCUGUUAUGUGCCAGUUUAUAGCGACUCCGUAUGCAUGAGUAUUUGUGCAACACAAGCACAACGAAGUAUGUAUAUACACACAGUGCACAUGACCCCAGGGCUGGGCCAUUCUGAGGGGUGUGCCCCUGCUCCCGGCAGCACUCUCUUAGAGCACUUCAGACAGAUGAGCCUCUGCUCUUUUCUUAAAACCCUUCCGGGAAGGUUUCCCAGCCUCUCUUGGCAACACUUUCUAACAUCCAAUAACCCUCAUCAUCAACCAAUUGUAUUCCUUGUUUUGAAAUUAACACCUGUAGGGUCUGUUCUACCGUGUUGCUCUUUCUCUGUGCUAGGAGAGGGUGAGAAGAGCUGGUCAAACCUUCUUUGUGUUAAAAAAACAAACAUUCAUAUCCACACAAAUUCCUACUAAACAACCCCACAGUCAGCCUUCUCUACCCUGAGCUGAAUUAUCUUCCUUCUCUCAUUGUUUUCAGAGUUCUUACUGCCCAUGUUUUAAUGGUAUGGCCUUUUCCCAUAAUCCACAUUAAGUUCUCUGCAUUUCUAUGUAGUUGUGGAAGUAAGAAAAACACACAGUACUUGAAUAAGGGUCUGGCCUUUUGUUUGUUUAAGAGGCAGUUGUAUUCCACACACUUGCUAAUAAUUUCUCAUAACGUUUUAAAACCACAGUGCUCCAUUGUUCCUUUCUUGUAGCCAGUUUUGUUUGCCUUUGGGAUUCUGGGAUUUGGCUGUGUCUAUACAAGCUAUGCCUGAAUGAACAACCCAACUAGAUAACUGGAGCUCCAAAAUUAAGGUUUUUGGCUUUAUAAACUCUCUUUCUUGAUUACAUCCUUGACCUGUAUAGACACAGCCAAAAGUAAACUGUUAAUAGCCAUCCAUCCAUGUGACUCUGUAUUCUAUUAAUGUACCAAUAACUCUUUCAUAGCCUUGUGGUAAAUGAAGACUAAAAGACCGGUUUUUGUUUUCAGCAUUCCUCAUGCAUUUCAGUGGGAAUGGAAAAAAUAAUUUGUCAAUUAUUAAUUGUGUGCCAAGCACUCCUAUUUUUUUUAUUGUGUGUGUGCGUAUGUGUAUAUGUAUCACAGGUAAUAAAGACAACUGGAUGAUGUCUAUGGGAGGGAAAAAUGAUGACCAGUUGCUUCUUUUUGAAAUCUUUCAUUGAUGCACAUUUAUUAUGUAAGAGGUUCUGUCUUGAUUCCUGUUAUUAGUGCCUAUUAGUAUAUGCAUAUCUUUGAAUUUUUGUAAUUCUUGCCUUCACACCAGGGUGACAGAUUCAGCCAAUGUUUUCUUGUCCUGAUGGUUUGAAUGGAGUUUAAAGUUUUACUUAAGUGAAAAAGUUCAUCUGGGGAGUUGAGUUGUCAAGAGAAUUAUAAUUUAUCAAUUUAAGUGGGAAUCUUUUAUGUAUUAACAUGUUAGCAAACAUUUGAUUUUAACUACAACAUAGCUGUGUAAAACCUACCAAAAUGUCUUCAUUCUUUUUAAUGUUUCUUAAUACCACAUCAAAAUACCAUCAUCCUAAUAAUAGAUCUUACAAAUAAUCACAGAACUUAAUGGGUCAAGAAGAAGUUGGACAUGAUGAAAAUAUCCCCAAACUCUUUUUGGUCAAAUGUCGACCUACUGGAAAUGUGUCAAAGAGUUUGGGUCUGAAUGAAAUGGCCAAAGUCCAACUUCCUUAACUUUCAGACCUGACUUUAAUGGCAUCAGGAUAGAGAUCUACCAGUAAGAGCUGGAGAACUAAUAAGAUGGCAGUUGACUCACUACUUCUUCUACAUACUAUAGUAGGAAAUUAAACACUGCAAAGAAAAUGUUCAUGGCAUAUGUCUCUGUCCCUUGACUUGUCAUGAUUUUUUUUUUCUGCUUAGGCACUCUUUGUAUCCCCAGUGAACAAAACUAGUGGUAGAAAAUCUGUUUAAAACAACAACAACAUUUUUAAUCUGGACAAGCUCUAGACUGACACCCAUCCCAAAUAGUCCAAAUAGUUAAGACAACAACAUGGUGUUCAUUUGCAUGGGUGUUGGUAUUGAGAGGAAUAUAGACCUGGUUAAUAAAAAGCCCUGAGGAGGCACCAAGUAAAUGGAAGUCUUCAGUCCUAGUUUGAAUGGAGUUGUCAAGUGAAGCCCAUGUGGCCUGCAACACUGGAAAUGCAUUCUGGGUAAGUGAGUUAUAAGAUUAAAUGUUCUAGUAGCCUUGGUAGUCACUGUGAAUCAGGCCUGUUUUUCCAAACUUAAAAUAGUUUUUAGAACUUUUAGUUCAAUUCUGGACAGAACAGUAUAUGUGGUUUGCUUCUUGAACAUUGGUUAUGACAAGGACCAUAAAUUGCUGAUAUGAAGAAACGAAUAGCAUCAGAUGGGUCAAAUGAAUGAGAAAGCAUGUGUAGAGCCUCAACUGAGGUUGCCUCCUGGGAAAUCCUACAAUGCUAAAAUCCAGUGAGCUUGGGGAAGUCUUUCUCUACAGGCACGUGGGUCUCCUGAAGUCAGAAACAUAUUUAUAAAGUCCUCAUACCCACAAUCAAAAAGAGAGUGAUCUACAUUCAUCAGCAAAAGGGGAAGACAGGAAAGUAAAGCUGUUAGAUCAUUGUGGUAGUGUGCUCUCCCUCCCGCUGCUAAGAAAAAAUUGCACUGAGAAGAGGCCAGAAAACAACAAACUAAAAUGGCUUGCUCAAUAUGCAGUGAUGUUAUCCUUUGUAAUUGUAGGCACAGUUAUCUUACUGGAAAUGCAUGCAUGGUGAAUUCAAAUAAAAGGGGAACAAUGCACAAAUUAUGUGUUCCCUUUGCUCUUUAUUCCUGCAUAGCUAUGUUGACCUCACCCGAUUGAUUUUAGAGGGACACAUUUACUAAAGGGGAGCUAAUCUGAAUCUCACUUUUCAAUUGGCCUCGUUCGACUCAGAGGCACUUUUAUCCAUAGGCAUAGACGCGUGCUGUUCAUUCGGGGUCCUCUUAGUGGCCACUGCUUGUGCUUCUUGGUUACUUUUGCUUCUCUAGCCUUUAGAUUCCACUCUGAUUAUCCUUUGUGCCAAGCAAAACAUACUCCAGCAAGAAAACCAAAGAUGUACAUAGUGUUUUGCACAAUUACCUAAAUGCCAGCUCCUGUAAUGGGAGCCAAACUUGGAUUCGCAUGCAUUUUCCUUUGCAACAAUUUCAACCUUCCAACUUUGUGUUUACCACAGUGGAUUAACCCAGAGCACUUGAGUGCGGGUGUUUUCUGCCACUAGAUAGCAUGCCAUGGAAUUUGACUAACCUUGGUCUUCCAGAUGAUCUUUACUAGGAUUAAUAAGACUCUUUCUUGUGAACUUUUAGGAAGAAUUCUUUGUCACCUCCACUUGACAUAGCAGUUUUCAAAGAAAAAAUGAAGGGAGUUAUUUUUCCCUCCUGGUGACUCUGUGGCAGAUAAAUGUUUAUGCCAAUUUGCAUGCUGGGUUAUAGGUUUAGCAUGGGCCAUUUCUCUCUUUAAUGUCUUGGUAUUGUUGGCAUCUUGCAAUCUUGAUGGCCCACUGUUCCAAUUUAUUUAUUUUCUUUUAUGUUGUCAAAAUAAUACACUAGAGAAAGAAUCAGAAUGAGCAUUCUGUAUUCUGAGUUAAAAUGGAGUUAGACGUCAUUUGUACAGGACUGUACAAUGAUUAAUAUCUGCAGAGAAAUUAGACCAAAUGAAACCUGCUGGAAUGGUUUUGAUUUAUAUCGCCAUCAUCAUUGUGGUUUCAGAUGAAAUGGUUAUUGCUCUCCAUCCCUGCUGAAAGAAAAGAGUCUUAACCUAUAAUAAUUGCAACAUUGUGAUGCAACCGUAGAGCUUGUUUGUUUGAAAUGUCUGUUUUCCUCAUCUUACCAUAAACAUUGGGAGGGAGAUUCUUUUCCCAAUGAUCUCCACUGCAAACUUUUUAGCAGUCUUUUUCAAUACUUAGCGUGCACAAAAAUAAUUUGUAGCACUUAUAAAAAUGCAGAUUCCUUCACUCUAACCCCAUAGAGUCUGAUUCAGAAACUUCAAGAAGAACAACGAAUCUGCCUUUUGGGCUGACGUCCUUAAUGAUUUUGAUGGGAUGGUCUGUGGAUGUUACUUUGAGAAAUUCUGCUAUUUAGGACUAUGCAGAGGUCAACAUUUCUCUCACUUCCUAGUGUCACUUCCUCAAUUCUUCUCACAUUCUUUCCACUACAAAUAAGUCAAAGCUUGCAUAAUUCAUUGUCUUAAGAGAAGAGGCUCAAAGAAGAACAUCCCAGGACUAGGGCAGAUAGAUUUCUAUGAUUCCUCUGCCCUUUCAUCUGCAUGGCAACCUUUUUUUUUUUUUUUUUUGCCACACUGAAAGCCUGCAUCAAUAUCGUCUAUCUCUGGGUGGGUGGGAGCACAUCUCUGAGCGAGAUGUAUCCUAAUGAUACCCAACAAGGAAUAGAAAUAAUGACCUUUCCAAGGAGAGUUGUUCAUUUCCAGGCUCUCAUGCAGUGUGAGGCAGAGGAACUUGAGAGUAAUCCGUAAUUUAAUCAUGUAUAUGGCCCUAGAGGCAUUAACUACACUUACAAACACCACCAAAAUGAAUAUGGAAUGAUGAGUGAAUUCAUCUGCAUUUCACCAAUAAAACCCUGAGUCCUUGAACUGCUAAUUUUGUCCAAUUUGACUCACACAGGACUAUGAAGCUCUCAGAUAGCUGAAGAUGCUGAACCCCAAUGUUAACUAAAAACUUCAAGCAAAACUCUUGAGGGAGAAUAAAUACAAAAGAAAGAAAUAAGGAGUGAAUUCAAAAUAGUAGUCAUAUUCCAUAUGCAAUGACACGAGGAAGGUGAACUUCUGUAAUUUUCCACUCACUCUGCCCACGGGAGAUGGCCAUACUAUGAUUAUUUAGAUAGAAGAAAUUUUGGAGGGUUUUGGUGGUCCAAUUGGUUCUAUCCAUAUAACUGAAUAUCUAGAUAGGUAUCAAAUUCCCACAAGCUACAAGAAAUGGAGAAUGAGUGGCUGAAAUUUAUGCUUGUCAUGAUCAUCAGUGAAUAUUUAAGUAAAGACUACUGCCAAAGGAGAGUGAAGAAUGGUUCAUGAAACUAAUGAAUUUGAGCUGCUAAUUAAGAUUAUUUGGCCAAGAUUUUAAAAAUAAACGUUAAAUUUGAUUCA